Trichoderma virens Gv29-8 is the source of this 1245-nucleotide messenger RNA. RefSeq lists its product as uncharacterized. The record is from RefSeq and is a predicted model, not a curated record. The transcript is spliced from 4 exons. Bases 1 to 1245 code for a protein of 414 amino acids. NCBI's taxonomy places the organism in Eukaryota, Fungi, Ascomycota, Sordariomycetes, Hypocreales, Hypocreaceae.
AUGCUGCGGCGCGCAGCGGUCGUUUCGCGACACGCAACCCUGAUAUCGAAAGCCUCGCCACAUCUCCCCGCCCAUCGCAUCCCUUCUGCUAGCCGACAGAUAUCGUUUUUACCAUGGAGAAAUAGACCAGCGGCAGAGGGGCUUCCGGUUUACUUUGCCAAGCCCGUUGUUCCUCCCAAGCCAGGUGCUUUCCGGCGCCGCUUAAACCGAGCUGUUUUUACAACCAUAGCCGUAUACGCUUGUUGGCAGAUAUUUGCGACCGUUGUCUUCGACCCGCUAUUAGACUGGGCAGAUCAUGAAUGGGAGGCUUUGUCGGAGAGAGAAAAGAAAGAGAUGGAAGAUAUGGCGGAUGAGGAUGAGCCCAUUCUAUUCCUCCCAUUCCCAUUUACGACGAAGGAGGUCAGACAGCCGCCAUACAAGGGCUCUGAUCCCGAGUGGGCAACAUUCAUUGCCGUUAACAAAGAUCAGCAGUUGCAGAAGGACAUCAAAAUGGGACUGGCGGAACUGAUACGGCGGGGCGUUGAACGGAACCCUGCCUACGUCCAGUUGCUCGGCGGUCGAGAUAUUAAACUCAAAAAACUGUGGCUGGAUAUCAUUUAUCCACCUGCGCCGCCCCCAAAACACUAUGUUUCUGGUAUCAUCAUUGAUGAUGACGGCAUAUUCUGGGGCGAUCGACCAAUGGACUCCCUAGCAGCCAACCAUCUCAACACUGCCAUAUACCCGAAAGCCGUAGCAUUAUCAGUGUGGGCUUUUCUUAAUUCAUUAGCCAGGCAGACUGCCCAAGAUAUUGCUAAAGUCUUGGGAUUUAACACUCCACCCCCACCUGAGGCAACAUGGCAGGCCGCCAUUCUGAAUCGCAUCAAAGAACAGGGAGAACUCGGGACAACUGGCAAACAGACAGUCAGAGUUCCAGGGCAGCCGGACAAGUCCAACUUUCCGGUCCACACCGGGAUCAGCGAAAUCCCUGGCACCCCAUUUAGUGGUGUAAGCCAAGUCGAUCCUCGGAUUCAGGCCGCACUUCAGGCAGCUACCGUCACAUUUACGAAGAACUGGCAGCCUGCAAAGCAGCCACCCAGCAGGGGUUGCAUCAGGGUCGACGGACUUGUAGAAUUGCAAGGAAAAUCUGCAGUCAUGGCUGUAUACGUCCUGGGAUGGUAUGAUCCUAAACAACGAAAAUACAUGGGUGUCCAAACCGGCUUGAAGCACCUUAUACAACUAAAGCAAAGACCAGCCGGUGGGGGCUAA